AUGACUGAUAACGAUACAAGUAGAGGCGAUAAUCCUUGCUUGCCAAUACUACGGAACCGUCUUCAACAAGUGCUACAUCAAAGCACUGUGCGUGCUUCACUUUGCUCUCAAGUGCUGAGAUCAUGGUUCCAUCCUGAAAUAGUUCAUCAUUUAGGACAACAAAAUUUGGUUGAAAAAUACAUUGUUCUCGAUAUCUCACCUGUUAGCAUAUAUUGA
Messenger RNA from Brugia pahangi, 216 nucleotides. Lineage: Eukaryota; Metazoa; Nematoda; Chromadorea; Rhabditida; Onchocercidae. The record is from the annotation of a GenBank genome assembly.